AAGUUAGUGACUGGCUACUUAACAAUGUGGGCCCCCGACGUCUCUGAUCUCGCAGGCGGUGCGAAGGCGUGCGAAGACUGAGGGUGGUGGGCGGCUCUCCAUGGCAUUUCCCGGGACUUCCGUCCCGCUCGCCCCCGUUUCCUUUGUGCCUCUUCGCCGAUGCGGGGCGGCGCGCGCGUUCGUGUGUUUUGGCGUCUGCGUGCCGCCUUUGGUGGAUUCCUUUCACUGACGACGCCCCGCCCCUGGAGGAAGGAGACGAAGAUGCGUGGCGACCUUGCGCAGAAGGUUAACGGGCUGGCAGUGUGCGCAGCACCCCCAACCGUGGGCCGGCCAUUCAGGGCCCUGCCCAGCGCCGCGGGCCUCCUGCCAGCGCCCGCCCGCACUGUGGCGCAGAG
Messenger RNA from Amoebophrya sp. A120, 395 nucleotides. Lineage: Eukaryota; Dinophyceae; Syndiniales; Amoebophryaceae. The record is from the annotation of a GenBank genome assembly.